AAAAAUAAUCAUUUAAAAAUAAUAUUAAAUUAAUAAAUGUUCAACUCACCAAUGCCAUGUUAGCAUUCCGUCAGUGACACUAACAGAAGUUUGAUGUGAGGGACCUUUUAGAACUAUUUUCCAAAGAUCGGGGCCUUAGAAACCUAUCCUCAAACGCGGGGACCAAAAUUGUAUUUUACCCUAUUUCAUAAUAUGUCUCUAAAAGUCCCUUUAAUCUUUGUUUAGGACAUUAUGCUAUAGCAGUUGCCAUUAUAGGCACUGCACCAUCGCCUGAUUCAUCAAUGCUGCAAGACCAUGUACAGCCAGUUGUUUCUACUGUGGAUUCAGAUUCUGACAUAAUCGAGGGCCCAUCACGAAUAUCCCUUAAUUGCCCAAUAAGCUAUACCCGAAUCAAGGUUCCUGUGAAAGGUUGUUCUUGUAAACAUCUUCAGUGCUUUGAUUUUGAUAACUUCAUUGACAUAAAUUCAAGAAGACCAUCCUGGCGAUGCCCACAUUGUAACCAGUACAUUUGCUAUUUGGAUAUUCGUGUUGAUCAAAAUAUGUUGAAGGUCCUUAGAGAAGUGGGAGAGAACGUCACUGAAGUGAUUAUUUCAGCUGAUGGAUCAUGGAAGGCCAUCCUAAAUGAUUAUGGGGAUGGUCGGCCAUUGGAAGAUUCUCUCAAAAACCAGAAUGGAGGGGCACAGCAAGAGUCUACUGCUCCUCCUGACGUGUUAGAUCUUACUGAAGUUGAUGAUAAUAUGAACAUCUGCAAUCUUGAGACUGAAGACAGAAAACCUUGUCUUAGUAAUAAAAACCAACCGGUUUCUUCGAGUUUAAAUAUAUCAUCUGGAAUGAACAGGAAUAGCUUAAAUCAAAAUUUUGCUGCUGUCUUGGAGGAUGACUUUUGGUCUGGAAUAGAUGAGACUUUGACCUCUAUUACUAGGUCAGAUGCUCCAUUGGGUAAUAGCACGCCUGCAACUAGUUCUGCUGAUCUUAUGCAAUCCGCUGUCUUGACCGAAGCUGUCGCACCUGUUCUUAAUCAUGGUGUGGGGGUUCCAGGACAUGCCGCCUUUUCAUCUCCUGCAUUGCAUGAUCAAAAUUUGCAGGUUCAAGCUUUGAACUCAAAUGAAAAUAAUCAGUAUGGGAGGAUGACAUUAAUACCAAGACCUGUCAGCAGGACUCCAGUUACAGUUCAAGCCCUUCCUGCUCAGUCCCAAGGAUCAGGCCAGCUGUAUAGUUUAAGAACCUCAACAAUUUCCUCAGCUCCACAAGUUGGACACGGUUUAAAUACAAUAACUCGUGAUUCAGAACGGAGACUGCAAUUUCCGAUACAUCAUGGAGAUCCACAUCGUGCAACAAACCUAGCUCCAUUUCAGCGCCCACCAACAGUGCAGAUCCGGGAUCCUCAAGAUCGUUCCUUCACUCCUGGGCUAACUGUUCAAGCAUCGACUCCUUUAAGGCCAUCCUUGGGUCUAUUAACGGAAUUCCAGAAUCCACACCUUCAGCAAGCUCUCAACAUGAGGAUGCCCCAACUCCGGAAUCAAAUUCCAAACAAUGUCCGGCCAUCUUUAGGAUCCCCAAGAACUAUGAAUCAAGUAGGAGGUGGUGGAUAUGGCGGAGCUGCUUAUGCCACAGUGACAUCUAGUCAAUGUGCAAGAAUGAUGGUUACUUCCCAGCGAGCUGAGAUGCUAAAACAAUCUGCAGCCAUGUCAUUACUAAAUCAAACUUCCAGAUCUGCCCAUUCUCUUCAAACUACUCCUGAUGGGCAUAGGACAGCAGCUGCUGGGGAGGUGAGAAAUGUUGGAGGAAUGUCUCAAUCUGUUCCCACGUCUGCAGGUUUAGUAGAACCGUCAUUAGAGCAGAAUUGGCAGCCCACAGGUCGAAUGCGUGGCAGUCUUACUGGUCGAACUUAUUCUGAUGCUCUUGGCCAGUUACUUAUUCAGCCAACUCAAUCUGUACAAUCUGCUCGACCUUCAUCUAAUCCGACUCCUACUCCCCCCAGUACUGCAUCCACACAAGCUCAAAUGUUCAAUGGCAGGGACACACAAGUUCCAAGGACAAGAUAAUACCCGUUGAAGAAUUUCUUGCCCCUACAGUAUUGACUGGAUGUACAGGGAAAAAGGGUCAUGGAGACUAGAUGCCUAGAUUAAAAUGUCAAACUGGCCUACUGGAUGAGAUUGGCCUAUAUAGUUGGUAAGCUGAGAAAGCUAUCUGAAGCAAUGGAAUCUGAGAAGUCUGCAACAGUAAAGCCACCUGUUAGAAGAUGAACGACGUAAGGUAAAUUGAUUUUAUUUCAUGGGCCAAUAUUUUUUUUGUUUCUACUUGUUUUAGUCUCAAUACAGAACCUAAUUUUAUGCGAGAGAAAGCUAACCAAAUCACAAACUCUAACGUCCCUAAAUUUUUGUUUUAGUUAGCUGCAUUCUUGUAU
Messenger RNA from Momordica charantia (bitter melon), 2407 nucleotides. The record is from RefSeq and is a predicted model, not a curated record. NCBI's taxonomy places the organism in Eukaryota, Viridiplantae, Streptophyta, Magnoliopsida, Cucurbitales, Cucurbitaceae.